Molecule: messenger RNA, 2460 nt
Organism: Ornithorhynchus anatinus (platypus)
Lineage: Eukaryota; Metazoa; Chordata; Mammalia; Monotremata; Ornithorhynchidae
Gene: IVD
Product: isovaleryl-CoA dehydrogenase
Exons: 12
Coding region: 17-1270 (417 amino acids)
Biological process (GO): L-leucine catabolic process
Cellular component (GO): mitochondrion
Molecular function (GO): flavin adenine dinucleotide binding; 3-methylbutanoyl-CoA dehydrogenase activity
Source: RefSeq, a predicted model, not a curated record
GAUUGGUGGAGGUGAGAUGGCGGCGUUGCGGGGCUCGGCGGGGCUCCGGGGGCUCCGGAGGCUGUCGGCGCUCCCGCGCCGGGCCUACUCCGUCCUGCCGGUCGACGACGCCGUCAACGGGCUGAGCGACGAGCAGAGACAGCUCCGGCAGACCAUGGUCAAGUUUCUCCAGGAGCACUUGGCCCCCAAGGCCCAGGAGAUCGACCGGAACAAUGAGUUCAAGAGCAUGCGGGAGUUCUGGAGGCAGCUGGGAAACCUGGGCGUGUUGGGCAUCACUGCCCCUGCUCCCUUCGGCGGCUCCGGCCUGGGCUACCUGGACCACGUGCUGGUGAUGGAGGAGAUAUCGCGGGUCUCGGCCGCCGUGGGGCUGAGCUACGGCGCCCACUCCAACCUGUGCAUCAACCAGCUGGUGCGCAACGGCAACGAGGCCCAGAAGGAGAAAUACCUCCCCAAGCUGAUCAAUGGGGAGCACAUUGGAGCCCUGGCCAUGAGCGAGCCCAACUCCGGUUCUGACGUGGUCUCCAUGCGGCUCAAAGCUGAGAAGGAAGGGGACUUCUACGUCCUGAACGGAACCAAGUUCUGGAUCACCAACGGGCCCGACGCGGAUGUGCUCAUCGUCUACGCCAAGACCGACCUGGGGGCUGUGCCCGCCUCCCGGGGCAUCACGGCCUUCAUCGUGGAGAAGGGCACGCCGGGCUUCAGCACGUCCAAGAAACUGGACAAGCUGGGCAUGAGGGGUUCUAACACCUGCGAGCUUGUCUUCGAGAACUGCAGGGUUCCUGCCUCCAACAUCUUGGGGCAUCUGAGCAAGGGGGUGUACGUGCUGAUGAGCGGCCUCGAUCUGGAGCGGCUGGUGCUGUCCGGAGGUCCUUUAGGGAUCAUGCAGGCCGUCCUGGACCACGCCGUCCCCUACCUGCAUGUGCGCGAGGCCUUCGGCCAAAAGAUCGGCCACUUCCAGCUGAUGCAGGGGAAGAUGGCAGACAUGUACACCCGCCUCAUGGCCUGCCGGCAGUACGUCUACAACGUGGCCAGAGCCUGUGACCAGGGGCACUGCACUGCUAAGGAUUGUGCCGGUGUCAUCCUCUAUGCAGCCGAGUCAGCCACGCAGGUGGCCCUGGAUGGCAUCCAGUGCCUGGGUGGCAACGGCUACAUCAAUGACUUCCCUAUGGGUCGUUUCCUCCGCGACGCCAAGCUGUACGAGAUCGGGGCCGGGACCAGCGAGGUCCGGCGGCUGGUCAUCGGCCGGGCCUUCAACGCGGCCUUUCAGUGACCCCGGCCGCGCCGGUCCACCCCAGCACCCGGAGGCCUUCAGAGGGGAACGCUGGACGGGGCCAGCCUCUGCCCUUCAUGUUUCUGUUUCCCUCCACCUCCCCCUCCUCUCUGCCCCUUCGCUCCCUCUGUAGUGAGCGGGUUCCCGCUGAGGCCACCGGGUCUCCCCGGCUGUGCCGACCAAGGCCGGGGAGGAGGAGGUGGCGGUUGUCCUGUUUCCCGGCCCGCAGGUCCACCCCUCCUCCGUUUCACUUCUGGAGAGAGAUUAGAUGUCCGUGCCCUCCGCUGCCCACCCCGACUCGGGUGGCGAUGGGCCUGGAUCUCGCGCCCCAGCACUGGCUGCUGGGAUUUCUUCUUGGGGGCAAGAAAUGGGUCUGUCCAGGAGCCGGCUCGCACCAGGGCAACUGCAGCCAGGGCACCCCCGGGGCCGAAAAGUCUCAUCUCUGCUGCUGCCCCCUCUUGUCCGAGUGCCCUUCCUCCUCCACACCCCCCAAUCCACAGCUGCACUCCACUUGUGCACAAAUAUAGACACGCUCGAUCACACACGUGGCCCUCGCGUGCCCGGGCUGCGGGCCUUCCCCGCUGGCCCAGCUGCACCCGCUGCAGCCCAUCCCCCGCCAGCCCGCCGGGUUGCUGUAUUGAUGGUGGCCGCUCUGCCCUCCUCCUCCCCACCUCCAGGACUUUGGGAAUUGCCCCAGGGUGGUGCCCCCCUGUUGUUUUUUCCUCUUCUCUGCCUGCCCUGCCCUUCCUCCGCUAGCCUUUUCAGUAACACUUUGGCCCCGGAGAGGGUCAGCUCCUUCUGUGGGUCAGUCCCCGGUGACCGCUGGACCGCGCACCCCCUGUCCUCACUCCGGCCCUGGCUGGGCAGUUUCAGGGGGGCAGUUGUUGCAACAGGUGUGGACCCUGGAGCUCAGCCGGCUCCAAGCCGGCUCUGCCCCCCAGCCCCCUCUCUCCCCUCCCCCAGCUUCCAUCUCUUCCCCCCCACCCCCACUCCUGCAGAGCCUCGGCCGGUUCUGGGUGACCUUUAGCAGGACAGGCUUCGCCUCCCCCGGACUCCUGGGGCCCACGGGGCCGCCUCGCCCGUCCCGGGAGCUGGGAGUAGCGGAGGCCUCGCGUCCGGACCACCCUGUCCCUACCACCCAGGCGGGCUCUGCCAUUUUGUACCAGCCAAAUAAAUCUGCAUUUAAAGAA